AUGGGUCCGAAGCGAGCAUCAUUUCAGGAUUUUGCACUCAGAACGGGCAAAAUGACCAUGAAUCCCAACAUGGAAGUGAACAUCAAAGACCAACCUUAUCAUGGCAAACAGGUUGUGCCAGACCCUCUCCACCAAAAAGGGCACACGUGCUUCCUACACAGCACCUCAACAAGCACAGAGUCCCAGUACAAAAGCCGGGGAGCGCUGCAGGACCCUCAGGAGGACUUUGAAGUAAUCCUGUCAAGACAGGAUUUCAAAGAUCAAUACGAAAAGAAGCAUGGCCCAAUUGGUGGAGAAAAAGAAGAGCAUACUGGAUUCACUCGAUUGACAAACAGUCUUGAAAUACUCAAAAGGGAAGGAGUGCCUGGGUACAAAGGGAAGCAAAGAGCUGGCUUAUUCAAGAUCAUGAGCUAUCAUGAGAAGGAUCCAGUUCAUGUCUCGAAGCCUAGCAGAUCUAACCCAAAAUCUAAAAGAAAUCCUCCUCAGGAUAUUCAGAAAAUUUUGUGUCUAGCACAUGUCAUGGUGGGUACAUUCAGAUUAUCAAAGAACUACAAAAGUCUGAAGCCAGGGGAUAUUUAUGUGUAUGACAAAGAUGACCCUGAAACCAUCAAUGGCAAAUACUGCUCCCACGCUGUAGCUAUCAUCGGCUACGGCCGUAGAGAAGGAGUGUGGUAUUAUGUCUUUCAGAACAGUUAUGGUGAAGGCUGGGGGGAGAAAGGUGUCGGGAGAGUGGCCAUGGAUAGUCUGCGACAUCUCGUCCGGAUCAAGAUAUGA
Messenger RNA from Lolium perenne, 774 nucleotides. RefSeq lists its product as uncharacterized. The record is from RefSeq and is a predicted model, not a curated record. Gene Ontology annotation, molecular function: cysteine-type peptidase activity. Gene Ontology annotation, biological process: proteolysis. NCBI's taxonomy places the organism in Eukaryota, Viridiplantae, Streptophyta, Magnoliopsida, Poales, Poaceae.